AAGGAGGCAUCCAACUUGUCCGCAAAGAUCAUCUCUGAAGUCCAAGCUGUCCUCAAGACCGACAUCACUGCCAAGGUCGCUGCCACUCUCAAACAAUCUAUUGAAGCCUCGCUCAACAUCAAGCUCGAUAUUCUCGGUGGUUUGAUCAGAGUUGGCAAUGCCGAGAUCAACGCUGUUCAGAAGGCUGCUCUGAAGAAAUUGCAAGGCAAGAUUGAAGCCAAGAUCGAUGCUGCUUUAAAAUCCAAGGUCUUUGCUGGCGCCGAAGCUGAUCUCUCUCAAGUUUUGUCCACUGUCACCGGUUUGCUUCCCAGCGGUUUGCUCCCCGAGGAAGAGUUGCUCCCUAUCGUUGCCGAUGUGAUUGCCGACAUCAAGGCUGAUCUCAAGAUUGAAUUGCCCAAGGUCAUGGCUGACUUGGCUGCAGACAUUCAAGCUGAAGUCGAGGUUGAGAUCAAGGACCUUUCCGUCACUGUUCCUCUUAUCUUGUCUUUGCAGAUCGACGCCAAUCUUGAUAUCGAUGUCGAAAUUGACGUUGCCGUCAAGGCCGCCUUGUCUGCCUUGGCCAAGUUGGAUGUCGAUGCCGCUGCUCGCGUCGUCAUCAAGGAUUUG
Messenger RNA from Zychaea mexicana, 606 nucleotides. RefSeq lists its product as uncharacterized. Lineage: Eukaryota; Fungi; Mucoromycota; Mucoromycetes; Mucorales; Lichtheimiaceae. The record is from RefSeq and is a predicted model, not a curated record. The transcript has 2 exons. The annotation marks the transcript as partial.